AUGAGCAAACAAAUAAUUUUAGCAAUUUUACGAGGUAGUAAAGAUUACAAUAAUGACCCACAAUAUGGAGAGGGAAAAGUCGAAAGCAUUAAAGAAGAAGUCAAAGAGUUAGGAAUAGAAGUAGAUUUAAUUGAAGAACACUUAUCAGAGGAAAAAGCCCAAAGUUUUUACAUAAGGGUCUCCACCCAAAACAACAAUCAGAGAGAACCCGAAACUUCCACCGGAAAUAGCAACGGAAAUUAUAACUUUUUUACCCUCGAAAAUAUUAAUGACCCAAAAAAGCAAAAAGCCGAAAUGGAAAAAGAUAUUAUUAAUCAGAACUGGGAAGAAGGAGUUCGAAAAUUAAUUAAAGGCCAAGGGAAUGGAGAUGAUGUAGGAUUUAAUGCAGUUGAGGAAGAAAUUUUUUUAGAUUUCGAUGAAACUUUUUUUUCCAAAGCAUGUUUAGUGCCUAGGAUUAAAUCUAUUUAUGAAAAUUUAGAAACACUUAUAAAAGAAAGUUUUUCAAUUCCGUUAUCCCGAGACGAUAAAGAUUUUAUUAUAACUAAAAUAGAAACUAAGUUCAAAAUUGAACUAAUGGAAAAGCAGAAAAAUAAAGUUAAAAGUUUAGCCAAAUAUUUAACUCGUCUAGCAAUUGAGGAACUUCUGACCGAAAAUCCCUUGGAACAAAAUGUCAAUCAAACCAGACAAAAUUCAGCGGCAGAAGCGAAGGCUUUGAAACUAAAAGAAAUUUUGAGUAAAUAUAAGGUAGAAUUAGACCUUAAUAGAAUUAAAGAAAUAGUUUGCGAAGCUUGGCAGGUUUUCCAUGCUGAAAAUAUUAAAAAUCUGGCUGAUAAAAAUUUGUCAGAGGAGAAAAGGAGAGAGGCAUUAGAAGAAUUGGAAAGAAAAGAGGGAAAAAAUAGUUAUCAAAACAAAAAGACUGAAUUUCAAAAUUCUAAAAAAGAACUUUUUAACCAAAAUCCUAGUGAGUAUAAAAAAACCAUGGCCAAAGUUUUUAAAAAGAAACUAAUCAUUAAUGAAUUGGAUGAAACCCCUGAACUAGUUAACUUAGUAAAUGAAUGGGAAAGCAGUAAUUUUGACAAUUAUGAGAAAAGCGAAGUUUUGGAAAAUAAAGUGAAACAAAAAAUCGGUCAAACCGCAGCCAGCAAUAAAAUAAAUAAAAUCGAAAGUAGAAUUGAGAAAGCCAUAAAAUCCGGCAAUAAGUCGGAAAUGUUGUCAGUUUUAAAAGUUUUAUUGGCAAUUGUUAAAGAUACUAGCGAGGACAUUUAUUUGUCCGAAUACAAAAAUCAAACCCAAAACUGA
This is a messenger RNA of Funneliformis geosporum, 1299 nucleotides long. The record is from the annotation of a GenBank genome assembly. Lineage: Eukaryota; Fungi; Glomeromycota; Glomeromycetes; Glomerales; Glomeraceae.